Solanum dulcamara is the source of this 2199-nucleotide messenger RNA. Its product is annotated as exocyst complex component EXO70H1-like. The coding region runs from base 141 to 2027 and encodes 628 amino acids. Gene Ontology annotation, cellular component: exocyst. Lineage: Eukaryota; Viridiplantae; Streptophyta; Magnoliopsida; Solanales; Solanaceae. Gene Ontology annotation, biological process: exocytosis. The record is from RefSeq and is a predicted model, not a curated record. Gene Ontology annotation, molecular function: phosphatidylinositol-4,5-bisphosphate binding. The transcript has a single exon.
AUAUCCCCAUCAAAUUCAAUUUUCUUCAUUCCCCAAGUCUCUAUCUUCCUUUCAACCUAACAAACUAAAAUAAAAGAACUUCCUUGUUCACUUGAAUCACUGCUUCCUGAGUUUUUUUUUCCAGUUCUGCACGAAAAGAAAUGACUGGGUUUUUCUCUUCAUCCAAACAUUCAUCCCCUCAACAUUCUUCUCCACCAUCCACACAUCAUAAAUUCAGUGACACUUUAAUGGAGGAUACAUUAAAGAACUCUGAAGAAAUUAUUAAAAGAUGGGAUCUUGAUAAGUCCAGCUCUAAUAAUCUCUUCCAAGAUAGCAGGGCAGAGGCUAAGCAGUUUCUGGACGCUGUAAUUGAUUUACAACAUGCUAUGCAAUUUGUUGUAAAAGAAAGUUCCAGCUCGCAAUUGCUUGUUCGAGCUCAAAAUCUCAUGCAAAUCGCUGUUAAGAGACUUCAGAAAGAGUUCUACACCAUUUUGUCAGGAAAUCGGUACUUUCUAGAGUCUGAAUCUGUGUCAAGAGAAUCCACCCGGUCUAGUGGUUCUGAUGAAGAUCAAGCUUCUGAAGAUGAUAAUGCCGAGAUUGAAGCUCGUUUUGCUGAGAUUUCAAUUGCUGAUGAAGGAGAAAAGGUUUCCGUAGCUGUGGAUCUGAAAGCCAUUGCUGAUUGUAUGAUUGAAGCUGGGUAUGGAAAAGAAUGCGCCAAGAUUUACGAACUUAAUCGAAAAUCAGUCAUCGAUGAGACAUUGUAUUACUUGGGUAUUGAAAUUUUUUACUAUUCAACGGUUCAGAAAAUGGAUUGGAAAGAUUUGGAGAAGAAAAUCAAGAUCUGGUUGAAUGCUGUUAAGGUUGCUGUUAGUACUCUGUUUUACGGCGAGAGGAUUCUCUGUGACCAAGUAUUCUCCAUCUCCGAUAACAUCAGAGAGUCUUGUUUCACAGAGAUUGCUAAAGACAGUGCUCUAAGGCUGUUCACUUUCCCGGAGAUGGUGGCGAAAUACAAGAAGCUAUCUCUUGAGAAAAUGUUCCGUAUUCUCGACCUCUACGACUCUAUUUCUGAACUCUGGAGUGAAAUCGAAUUGAUUUUCGGGUUCGAUUCUCUGGCGGUUGUUAAAUCUCAGGCGAUGACCUCCAUGGCCAAGCUCCGAGAUGCUGCUCGAGCCAUGCUGUCGGAGUUCGAAUCGGCGAUUAAGAAAGAUUCAUCCAAAGUGGUGGCUGGUGGCGGAAUCCACCCUCUAACACGCUAUGUUAUGAACUACCUUAUUUUCCUCGGUGAUUACAGUGGACCCAUCACCGAUAUUAUCGCCGAUUGGCCGGCAGUGGCAAAGUCACCGCUGCCGGAAUCUUACCUUUUGAGUCCAAUCGCCACCGACGACGACGGGAACUCACCGUCUUGUACCAUUUCCGUACGGCUCGCAUGGCUUAUCCUCGUUCUCCUCUGCAAACUCGACGGCAAAGCAGGGUUUUACGGGGACGUUCCGUUAUCCUACUUGUUCUUAGCAAACAACCUAAACUACGUCGUUUCGAAAGUUCGAGAAUCCAGCCUGAAGCUCCUAUUAGGACCCGAUUGGAUUUCAAACCACGAAGCUAAGGUAGAACAAUACAUGGCAAAUUACAAGAGAAUGGGUUGGAGCAAGGUGAUGAUGUCACUGCCGGAGAAUCCAACGGCUGAUAUUUCUCUGGCGGAAGCCAAGGAAUGCUUCUGUAAAUUCAGUUCGUGUUUCGAAGAGACAUACUGGAAGCAAAGAUCAUGGGUUAUACCCGACCCGAAACUCCGCGAUGAAGUCAAAAUAUCACUGGCGAAGAAGAUCCUUUCGGCUUAUCGACCAUUUUACGAGAAGCACUGUGAAAAGGUGGCAUGGAUGGGGAGUGGUGGCGGAGUUGAGUCAAUUGUCAGAUUUGCCCCUGACAAUGUGCAAAAUUACUUAUCCGAUUUUUUUUACGGAACCGGUUCUUCAGAAAACUCCAGUACGUCGUCGUCGCACGGGUCAUCUUCACUGUCGAAUUCAACGUGGUCAUCGCCACCACGAGGCCGUUGAUAAAUAAUAGUACUUCCUCUGUUUCAGUUUAUCGUUUUAGCUUACAUGAUAUGUUUUAUCCGUACAGUAUUAGAUUGAAUGAAGUAUUCUUUCAAUUGUGUAAAAGAAACAAAAGUUGUACAUUCUUCAUUUUGCUUAUUACUCAGAAAUGUUAAUGAUGCCUUUUCUAUAU